AUGCCUCACAAUUACAAGGUCGCCCACGUCCGAUUCGACCCCGUUCCGGAGGUCCAUAAGAUCCACAAGGACCAAGCCCCCCGCCCCCAGCAGCCCAAGGUGCCCGACUUCCGGUUCUGCAUCGAGCUGGGGCUGGUAGUCCGCAGCCGCACGUACAAGCACGCGAGCAGCGCGGGCGUCGAGGAGGAGAUCAGCGCGCGGCUGAGCCAGACAGAGUGGACCGUGGCCAAGGACCUGGCCAUCCCAUCGCAUCCGCGCGACCAUAAGUUCGGCGUCAAGCUCGUGUCACCCUUCUGGCGCUUCUCGCGCCACGACACGUGGAUGCUGCAUUUGCGCGGCGUGCUGCAGACGCUACACCACAGCUUCGAGGCCAAGGCCCUCGCCAAGAGCGCCGUCUACUUUGAGCGCUGCUUCGACGCGCUGGUGCCCCCUUACCGCCGCCGCUCCGUGUGGGCCAAGAGCAACCGCCACAACGCGCACAUGGGCCGGCUGUCGACGACCGAGUGCUUCGAGAGCAUCGUGGCGCAGAAGUCGUUCGCGCAGCUGGGCGCGUGCAUGAACUGGUGCGCGGCGGACUCGGCCACGGGCGCGGCGCUGGGCCGCACGGCCGACUUUGCGCACUCGGGCUUCCGGUGGAACCUAGCGUCACUAGUGAGCGAGGGCGACGGGUUCGGCAGCGUCGAGUUCCGGCAGCCGGGGGCGUCGACGACGGCGUCGGACGCCAUCGCGUGGGUCAUGAUGGUGGUGUGCUUCGCACGGUUGAGCUGCACGUAUGGCGACUCGCUCAAGCCGCGCGACCCGGCCCGCCUCGCCAGCCUCGGCGAGUGGCUGCUGUACGAGGCCGACUGCUCGGGCGCGCCCCACAAGACCCUGCUCCGCAACAUGUUCGACGUCGCCCAGCCCGUCAAGGGCCGCGAGGCCGGCCUUGAUGCCGGCGCCAUCACCUUCGACGAGGACCAGCGCCUGCGCUUCAAGGAGAAGGAGCGCAACAUUGCCUUGGAGAAGUACCGCAAGCUGGUCAAGCACCUGUGA
Lasiosphaeria miniovina is the source of this 1032-nucleotide messenger RNA. RefSeq lists its product as uncharacterized. The record is from RefSeq and is a predicted model, not a curated record. NCBI's taxonomy places the organism in Eukaryota, Fungi, Ascomycota, Sordariomycetes, Sordariales, Lasiosphaeriaceae. The coding region runs from base 1 to 1032 and encodes 343 amino acids. The transcript has 3 exons.